AUGUCGGAACAAAAACCAAGAGAGACAGCUGUUGGCUUGCAUGCUAGUUGUGAAGCAAAUCAAAGAAUAUACAGAGGCGAAAAUCAUAAAGAAAAAUACAAAAAUACUUUUGGUAAAACUGGAACAGAAAAGAUAUUUUCCGCAAGAAGUGAGUUAUCUAAAGAACAAAAAAAUUUUGCAACAACAUCGAAGUUGUUAUGCUUAUAUCCAAUUAUUGACAAUGGCGACAUAAGACUUAGUUGCAGAAUUUCAGUUAAAGUUUACGACGAAAGUCUGACAAAACCAGCUAUCUUGCCUAAACUUUCUCGUUUCAGUAGGUUGUUAAUAAUUCAGGCUCAUACUCUACAUGGAGGUGUGAAUGUAGAACUAGCAUACAUACGAAAGAUAUACUGGAUGAUACAGGGUCGUCAACUAAUCAAAAAUAUAGUAAGUCAAUGCAUAGUAUGUAAAAAGGUCAGAGUUAUAAGAGCAGUCCAUUUGGAACUGGUGAAAAUUCUUACAACCAACAGGUGUAUUGAUGCUUUAAGACGGUUUGUAGCGCGUUGCAGUUGUCCAGAAACAAUCAUGUCAGAUAAUGCCAAAACAUUUGAAAGAGCAAACAAAGAACUUCAAAAGCUAGAAACUUUACUUAAAUCCGAAGAAUUUCAGAACAUACCAGCCCACAAAGGUUUUUCAUGGAAAUUUAUAUCAGAAAGAGCAGCAUGGUGGGGUGGAUUUUGGGAAAGAUUAGUGAAAAGUAUCAAGAUAUGUUUGAAGUCAGCUAUUGGAAAAUUGAUGUUGACGUACAAUGAACUGAACACAUUAUUGACAGAAGUUGAAUACGUUAUAAAUAUUCGUCCUUUAACCUACAUAACAUAUGAUGAAAAGGAUUUAGAAGCUUUAACACCAGCGCAUUUUUUAAAUUCGUGA
This is a messenger RNA of Teleopsis dalmanni, 909 nucleotides long. RefSeq lists its product as uncharacterized. The record is from RefSeq and is a predicted model, not a curated record. The coding region runs from base 1 to 909 and encodes 302 amino acids. Lineage: Eukaryota; Metazoa; Arthropoda; Insecta; Diptera; Diopsidae. The transcript has 3 exons. Gene Ontology annotation, biological process: DNA integration. Gene Ontology annotation, molecular function: nucleic acid binding.